This is a messenger RNA of Magnolia sinica, 1745 nucleotides long. RefSeq lists its product as uncharacterized. Bases 130 to 1494 code for a protein of 454 amino acids. The record is from RefSeq and is a predicted model, not a curated record. NCBI's taxonomy places the organism in Eukaryota, Viridiplantae, Streptophyta, Magnoliopsida, Magnoliales, Magnoliaceae. The transcript has a single exon.
CAUUUCAUUUCUCCUCCCAUCUUCCCUACCAAGAAAACCCACCAAAACCCUAAAGAAACCCAAUCUCUCUCUCUCUCUCUCUCUCUCUCUCUCUCUCUCUCUCCGAAUCCUCUUCCGAAAAUCUCCAAAAUGAGUAUUCUCCAAUAUCCAGAUGCCAUUUCCUCCCCAAAUGUCCAAAUGUACAACAAUGCCACUUUUGAUGAUGUUGACGCCUCUGACGAAUACGCCAUUAAAGCUUCUUGGGAACCUCUGCAGUACCUCUCGAUCGCCGGAUCUGAUCCUCUCGAAUCCGAUUCCAGCAAGGAAAAUCGGACCCCCGCCUUCUGCCGAUCGCCCGUCGUGACGAAAUCCCAGCCGCCCAACAAGCGGAACUCGCAGGGGAAGCCGUUGAAGCUCCUCUUUAAAGAGGGCCUCCUCAGCCCUCCUCCAACGAUGACUGAUUCCAAGAAGAUCGACGCCGAGAUUGAAGAGAUCGAGAGGGAGAUCGGACGGCUGUCGUCGAGAUUGGAAGCGCUACGGAUCGAGAAGGGGGGCAAAGAUUCGAAGACGGUCGAUCGGCGCCAGAGCAUCGGACGGAUCGUCCCAGCCAAAUUCAUGGAGCCGAAACAGAACUCGAAGAUCGCCGCAAAGAAGAUCGAAGAAUCUCCGGCUACAAUCCGCCGAAGAGGCGUCAGUCUCGGGCCGUCGGAGAUAGCCAAGGAAGUCAGAUUCCGGCAAGCCGAGCCAAAACAGAGCUCCAAGAUCGCCGCAAAGAAGAUCGAAGAAUCUCCGGCGACAAUCCGCAAGAGGGGUGUCAGUCUCGGUCCGUCAGAGAUCGCCACCGCCGUCAGAUUCCGGCCUGAAACCACCCCCCUUCACCAGAAUCGCCGGAAAUCUUGCUUCUUUAAGCUUCCAGAGAUAGAAGAAGAAAAGAACGUGAACAGAGAAAGGGGGAGGAGUCUUAGCUUAAGCCCGAAAUCUCGACCGUCCGUUAAAAAGAACGCUGAUCCAAGACGUGGAAUCUCGACCGUCGGAUCAAAGAAGCCAGUCAAGAGAGACGAGGAAAAGAUGCUGACGUAUCUCAAGCCCAAGAACCUCUUCAACGGCGAAGGAGAGAACACGUGUACGUCCAAGAAAGCGUCUAAGAACUCGCGCGUCGUACCGAGCCGUUACGGUCAGAUUCCAGAAAACGACAAGAAGAGGACGACACGUGCGCUUUCGUCGUCGUCCGUGCGGGAUCCCACACGUGCUGCUCGUGCGAAGCGGAAAUGGGAAAAACCCGAGGAGGGAGAGAAGGGAAGUUCGACGGAGGAAUCUCCGACGUCGAUCUUAAAAGAGAUGGGAGAAUUGCUUCCGAAGAUCACAACCGUCCGAUGCGAGAGCUUGAGUCCUCGGGAUUCGGGACCAGCUAAGAGGGUCGCAGAUUUGGUCGGGAGGAAGUCGUAUUUUGAUCCGGAUGACGUGGCGGACGUGGCAGCGUCGGUUUGUACGGUAUUGGGGUUCGAGGAAGAAUGAUACCCAUUUCUUUUACUAUUUCAGUACCUUUUUCUGCUUUUGGUAGAAAGAAGUUUGUGUUGGUACUUUUCGGAUACUAAAGUUGGAAGAAAGGGGUGAGUCAUAAAAAGAGAAGGGUGUAAAUAUUAGUUUUUUUUUUUUUUUUUUUGCUAAUUUUUUUUAACUGAAGUGAGUCAGGGUACCGUGUCCGGUGAGCGAGUCGUAAGGCUUGAAUCGGAGGUAAGCUUUCUUUUGCUACCUCUCUGAAAUGA